UUUAUGUUAUUUAUCAUUAUGCAAUUGAUACGUCAAUGUCACGUGACAGUUCUUAGUAGAUUUCAUAGUAUGUAGUGGAAUAUUUUUCAUAGCACAGUGAAGUCGUUUAUACUGAAGUACAUAAGUCUAUCUUUAAAGUCUUUUAUUAAAGACUUCCACGUAUUGAAAUAUCUUAAAAGUGUAUCAAGAUUUAAUUCAUCAAUCAUGAUGCCGGAUAUCGUUGAAGUAUCAAACAACAAGUGUUUUGGAGGAUGGCAAAAAGUAUUCUCUCAUCAAAGUGUCGAGUUGAAAUGUAAAAUGAAUUUCGGAGUAUACUUGCCACCACAAGCGGAGUUAGAACCAGUGCCGGUGAUUUAUUGGCUGUCAGGGUUGACUUGUACUGAAGCUAAUUUUAUUCAAAAAGCUGGAGCUCAGCGUUACGCAUCAGAACAUGGAGUUAUUCUUGUUAUUCCUGAUACUAGCCCACGUGGAGAGUGUAUUCCCGAUGAUCCAGAGUAUGACUUUGGUAUGGGAGCUGGAUUUUACGUAGAUGCGAUUCAAGAUCCGUGGAAAAAUCACUUUAGGAUGUACAGUUAUAUCACUAAAGAACUACCGACUCUAAUUAAUCAUAAAUUUCCAGUGAUUGCUGGUCAGCAAUCUAUUAUGGGUCAUAGUAUGGGAGGUCACGGAGCUUUGAUUUGUGCCUUUAAAAAUCCAGGGUUCUACAAAACAGUCUCAGCAUUUGCGCCCAUUUGCAAUCCUAUUGAAUGUGACUGGGGUAAAAAAGCAUUUUCAGGAUACUUGGGUGAUAAAAAUGAACAUUUUGACCUGUGGAAAGAGUAUGACGCUACACACUUGGUUAAAAAAUAUUCCGGACCACCGUUGGAUAUUCUUAUUGAUCAAGGAAAAGAUGACAAUUUCUUGAAACAAUUAUUGCCAGAAAAUUUGGUUCCUGGUGCGGCAAAUGCUAACUUAAUGUUAACCCUGAGAUCUCAAGAAGGCUAUGAUCACAGUUAUUUUUUCAUCGCUACAUUUAUUGAGGAUCAUAUUAAACAUCACGUUAAAUAUCUUAAGAAUUAGAACAACAUGUAACACUCAUUUUUUAUUAUAUUUUAUAUUCAUAAAAUAAUUACAACAUUCAA
Messenger RNA from Cotesia glomerata, 1121 nucleotides. Its product is annotated as S-formylglutathione hydrolase. Gene Ontology annotation, molecular function: S-formylglutathione hydrolase activity. The coding region runs from base 205 to 1059 and encodes 284 amino acids. NCBI's taxonomy places the organism in Eukaryota, Metazoa, Arthropoda, Insecta, Hymenoptera, Braconidae. The transcript is spliced from 4 exons. Gene Ontology annotation, biological process: formaldehyde catabolic process. Gene Ontology annotation, cellular component: cytosol. The record is from RefSeq and is a predicted model, not a curated record.